Messenger RNA from Pocillopora meandrina, 2598 nucleotides. The record is from the annotation of a GenBank genome assembly. NCBI's taxonomy places the organism in Eukaryota, Metazoa, Cnidaria, Anthozoa, Scleractinia, Pocilloporidae.
UAAAUUUUAAAAGCGAAAGGUUUUUCCUCUAUAGUUGGAACUAACGACGUAGCAGUAGGUGAAUGAUGGAAAGCGCUAAGGUGAGGUCGAUUUCGAAGGAAAUAAAUGUAGAAUAUUUGCGUUCUCAAAUUGAAACAUGGCAACGUUUUCUUGAGCGAUUUCGUCGAUGUGAAUGCUUAGAGUUUGGUGGACAAGGAUGCAACUGCGUGAAUGAAGAUGACGAGGAAGUCUUUAACAGAUGUGAAGGAUUCUAUCAAGAUAGCAGUUCUCAAACUGACUUGAUGCAUGGUGAGUGUUUUUUCUAAUUAAAGUAAUGUAAAAAGUAUAAAGUCUGCGUCGUCCUUUAGAAAUUCCUCUAGGCUUCUCCUUUCGUCAGCAAAGGGUGCAAAAAUCGAAUGAGGGAUCAAUCGGUACUAUUCCAUCAUAUUCCGUCGUAAGUUUGACAAGUCUGACUGAAGAAGCUCCAUGUUACGUGACUGAAGUAAUAACUAACAUUAAAGAUCGAAGAACGACACAAUGUUAAAGUUAAAUUAUUUGUCAUCUUUUAUCAGCUCCGCCUUCGAAUCCUCCAAGGGUUGUCUUUCAACGAUCAGAUUCGUUUGCAUGUCGAGAUCCCAUGGAUGUAUCUCAAAUACUUGAUUUAAGUCCAAGAAACUUUAUCUUCGCAAGAGAUAAUCCUCAAAAUUAUCGAGAAAUACGGAAUCCAUACGUACUGGUGAUAAACAUUGUAAACUUUAUCAAGGACCCACGACCAAGGAAUGGGGCUAAACACGAUCAAGAUAACGUGGAGAGGUUUGUAAGAGAAGCUGGUUUCAGCAGUGUUCUGUGGUAUUUUGACCUGGAAAAACAAGAUAUGCUGAAACUUCUUGAAGAAACCCGAAAAAAUGCAGAUUUGGGUAAGUAGCUCUAUAUGCAGUCUCUAUUUUUGUUACAUCCAUGAGGUUCGUGCACUUUAAGUUUCGAUUAGACCGGAAGUUAGCUGCUGCAGCAAAGUAACAUACUCCUAAAGUGUCAUGGUUUUAAAAAACCAUUUCCUAUUGCCAUAUCUAUUUGCAACGUUUCCGACUUCUACUCCUAAAUUCUAUGGCGUCCAGAAGAGGUUUAUUUCAAAGUUUGAUUUGUCUUAAAUGAGUAUGUAGAUCUCAGAACUUUUUCCUCGUUCAUUGAUAAAAGCACUCACAGGAAGGUGUGGUAUUAAAACCAAAGGGAAAUUCUGAGCUGCCAAAAUAACUUUUUGCCUAAAUUAUAUUGCAGUGAAGCUCCCUCUACCUCUGUUCAGUACUUUGAAUUGCAACUGAUACAAUGUUGAUUUCUUUCGUUAUUCUGUUACAGUUGAAAAUGACAGUUUUAUCUGCAUUAUUAUGAGCCAUGGCAACAAAGAAGGUAUUUUAUGCAGAGAUCAUGAAACUAUUUCAGUGGAGAACAUAAUGGAGAAAUUCCAGGGAAACAAUGAUGCUUGUCCCCAGCUUGCAACAAAACCAAAAUUGUUCUUUGUUCAAGCAUGCAGAGGAGAAAUUGAUGACAAAGGGUACUUUGUACCAAGAGGGCCAAAAGAUGUUUAUCCUGAUACAUCUGACAACAAUGAGAUGCCUGUAAAACUUCCCUCCGAUGCAGAUUUUUUGAUCGCCUACUCUACCACCAAAGGCACAAUCUCUCACAGACGCUUCACAGUUGACAGAAGAUAUGCUGAAACACAUAAGGAAAGUCUGGGUUCCUGGUUCAUCUCUUGCUUGGUACAGGUUCUAUGUGAGAACUCUCACAAGGAGGACCUAAUGACCAUGCUCACAAGAGUGAACAGAGCCAUGUGUGAAUUUUACACUGAAGGUGGAAGCAAGCAGAUUUCAUGCCAACUUUCUAUGCUCACAAGGAAAGUCUACUUUUCUAACUUCCUUGAUAAGAAAAAGUGUGUAGGCAGCAACACAAAUUAGGCAAAUCUUGAUGACCAAACUGUGUUAAUGGUGGCAGGGAUUAGGGUGGAGCCAGGAAGUGGAAAGGGGUACCACCCUUUUUAUUAAUUUGUGGUGAGCCCUUCAACUCCCAAUGUACAGAAAUUUGUAGAAACAAAUAACAUCCUCAGCUGACGGGUUUGUUGUUGCUUCUUUUACUUUUCUUGGAUGGACUGUUGUUAUGAACAAAUUGUACAGCUUUCUGAAAGUGAACAAAAAGAGUUCAAAUAAGUACUAUCAACCUUCAUCAGUGUUUUGGACCUUGCCCACAAUUUUUAGCUUGCCUAUUAUCUCAGUACCAGAACUGUGCCAGGUUACAAAAAAGUUCUAUGAGCUAAAGAUAAGUAAGCAUAACAUGCUACAUAAGUAUAUCUCUGUAAAACUCACUUAUGAAGAGCCAAGGCUCAGAAACACCCUGAAAUAUUUUGGAAAUUGUUAAAAUGGGGCCAAUUGCAUACAACAGCAGCGGUAAAGCACAUAAAUGCUUAUGAUAUUCAUGCUAGUUUUCAGUGAAAAUGAUAGCACAGGGAAGAACAGUCCUUUACAGUAAAGAUGCUGUUACUAACUUUAGAUAGUAUGUGACUAGAUUAAUAAAAUGUGUCAUGUCACAGAAUCAUUUGAUUUUGUCUAAAUUAAAAUCUAUGAAGAAUGC